GUCAACGCACAUUUGCACAAUCAGCACUCACACAGCAGUGCAACCACGAGAACGGAUUCGUAUGGCGGAUCAUUCAAGUACCUAGUUGUUUCCCCCGACAGUCAGACAAGCGUGCCCCAAACCCAUUGGUGCUGCUGGCACCGGAGUCUGUCUUGGCUUUUGCAAGUACUACGCGUGACAGCAAACCCUGCGAUUGUUAGGAAGGACCAAGAACAACACUGA
This is a messenger RNA of Bipolaris zeicola 26-R-13, 222 nucleotides long. RefSeq lists its product as uncharacterized. Lineage: Eukaryota; Fungi; Ascomycota; Dothideomycetes; Pleosporales; Pleosporaceae. The transcript has a single exon. The record is from RefSeq and is a predicted model, not a curated record. The annotation marks the transcript as partial.